AUGAAUUGGCAGGAUCAUAAGUCAACCAAAACCAGUUCUGAAAAAACAUCAGUCAGGGAGUUUGAGUUAGAACAGCUACCAAUUUACAAGGUGAGACUAAGAUGGCAUAACGUGCUUGUGUUUUUCUCCAGGUCCCUCAGGCUCAGACUGAAAUUCUUGAGCAAGAACAGGAUUCCUGUGGAUAUUUUCCUGAGCAACGCCUUCUUGGCCCGGACAGAAAUCAGGGUUCAGGGAAACCUCUUCCUAUUUCAUCUCUUCACCUUCUUGUUCUUCACUGGUCAGAGGCUGAGGCCCAUAGAUCUCAUUCUCACCCAGCUGACUUUGGCCAAGUCUUUGGUUCUUCUUUCCAAGGGCUUCCUUCAGGGAUUGGUAACUUUGGGUGUGAAAAAUUUUCUCGAUGAUAUUAGCUGUAAAGUUAUAUUCAAUGUCCUUCAUGACCUUCAUAGAGUAGGUCGGGGGCUUUCCCUCAGCAUAACUUGCCUCCUGAGUGGUUUUCAGGCCAUCAUCACCAGUCCCCAGAAUCCUAGGUUCACAAAACUUAAAACCAGAAUCCUAAAAUACAUAAUCCCUUCUCUUCUCCUCUUGUUUUUCCCCAUGCUGCAAAAUAGCAUUAUACUUGAAAAACUUAAAGGACCAAGGAGCACCAGAAACACCUCAGAAACAAAAGAAUACAGGUUAUGUUCAGUUACUGUGACUCCUAUUAGUGUCCCACUCUAUGCAAUUGUGUUCUCCCUGCCUAAUGCUGUGUGUAUCACCUUCAUCAGCUUUACCAGUGGCUACAAGCUUUACCUCUUGUACAAGCAAAGAGUCCAACAGUUUCACUCUGACAGAUUUCUCCUAGAGAACAGAGCCACCCAGAUGAUCCUCCUGCUGGUGAGCACCUUUGUCACUUUUUAUUUGCUCAAUUCGAUCUUGGAAGCAUCUAGACCCUGUUUGCUGCAUACCUCUGCUUUCUUAGCUUCCUGUUUUCCUAUGGUUAGCCCCUUUGUGCUGAUCAGCAGUGACUCACAAAUCCUGAAGUACUACAGGGCUGUCCAUGGAAGAAAAAGUCCUCAUAAUGAACCUAACUACAGUAAUACCCAGUCCCUGAUUUUGUUCAGCAUAGAUUUUUGGCCCUUUGCAAGCAACAUUACCCCUGUGAAACUUGAGCCUGAGCUUGAUUUUCCAAAAUUGCCUCCAGCACUCCAUUAAAUUGAUGGUUUUUCUUUCUGUUUUAAAAAGCCUAUUUGUUUUUAACACACAUU
This is a messenger RNA of Sarcophilus harrisii (Tasmanian devil), 1244 nucleotides long. Its product is annotated as vomeronasal type-1 receptor 4-like. Gene Ontology annotation, molecular function: pheromone receptor activity. The record is from RefSeq and is a predicted model, not a curated record. Lineage: Eukaryota; Metazoa; Chordata; Mammalia; Dasyuromorphia; Dasyuridae. Gene Ontology annotation, cellular component: membrane. Gene Ontology annotation, biological process: G protein-coupled receptor signaling pathway.